AUGCUUGAGUACCAAUUAAAACAAGACCCAAAUAAUAUUAAAACAUUAUCAUGGUUAGGGCAUUGUGCAUUUCAUGCUGGUGAGUAUAAAAAAGCAUCAAAAAUUUAUGAAAUUAUUUUAAAACAUGAAAAAGCACCACCUGGAACAGAGGUACAUUUAGGAUGUGCAUAUUUUUUUUUAGGUAUGCAUAAUGAGGCUAAAGAAAUUGCUGAAAAAGGUGAAAAAAGUGAUUUACAAAAUAGAUUAUUAUUUCAUGUUUCUCAUAAAUUAGGUGAAGAAAAAAAAUUAAUGUUUCAUCAUAGUAAAUUAAAAGAUACCAUUGAAGAUCAGUUAUGUUUGGCAUCAAUGCAUUACCUUAGAAUGCACUAUCAAGAAGCUAUUGAUAUUUAUAAAAAAAUUAUCUUAAGCAAUAAAAAUUUUGUUGCUUUAAAUAUAUUUUUAGCAUUAUGUUACUAUAAAUUAGACUAUUAUGAUAUCUCUCUUCAAGUUCUUCAAAUAUAUCUUCAGGCACAUCCUGAUAGUGUUACGGCAAUCAAUUUGGCUGCAGCAAAUAAAUAUAGACUUCAUACACCUGAAUCAGCACAAAAUGAAAUAAGACCUAUCUUACAUUUACUAAAUUCUGAAACAUUUUUUGGUAAAGAUUUAUUAAAACAUAAUAAUGUUGUAUUUAAAAGAGGGCAGGGUGCAUUACAAGUAUUACCAUCUUUAAUAGAUACAAUACCAGAAGCAAAAAUAAAUAUUAUAAUUUUUCAUUUAAAACGUGAUGAUAUCUCUGCAGCAUAUGAUAUUAUAAAAAAUUUAGAGCCACAGGUUGCUCAGGAAUAUAUCUUAAAAGCUAUAACAUUUACAUUAAUAGGAUAUGAAAAUAAAUCAUCUGAACAUAUUAAUGAAGCAAUAGAAUUAUUUAAUUUAGUUGGUGAAAGUCAAACAGAAUGUGAUACAAUAUCAGGAAGGCAAUGUAUGGCAUCAUCAAAAUUUUUACAACAAAAUUUUGAAGAUGUCCUCCUAUAUCUUAAUUCAAUAAAAUCAUUUUUUACCGAAGAUAUUAUAUUUAAUUUUAAUUAUAGUCAAGCGCUAAUUGGUAAUCAUGAUUAUAAAGAAUGUGAAGAAUCAUUAAAAUAUAUCAAAGGUGAACUUACAGAAAGUUCAACAUACCAAUUUUGUAUGAUUAAAUGUUUAAUAAAUAAUGGAAAAAUAAAUGAGGCUGAUGAUUAUUUAAGAAGAUUAAAUAAAAAAAGUAGUUAUUAUGAAAAAAUUUUAUCACUUUUUGGAAAUGAAUGUUAUCGAACUGGACAGUAUCAUGCAGCAUUACCUGUUUUUAUAACAUUAAGAAAUAUUAAUGGUAACUCUGAAUUGACAUCUGCUGUCAGGGGAUGUUGUAUUGGAAUUGUAAAAAUGUAUAUUGAGGGAAAAAUUUCAAAGGAUGAAUUUUUAAAUUCACAUGAAAUAUUAUGUAAUGAGGAUGAUGUAAAAAGUAGACAUGCAUUGAAUGUUAUUGAUAAAUGGGCAGAAGAUAAUAAUAUAAAAUUAUUUUAA
Strongyloides ratti is the source of this 1536-nucleotide messenger RNA. RefSeq names its product Tetratricopeptide repeat protein 26. Gene Ontology annotation, biological process: intraciliary transport involved in cilium assembly; intraciliary anterograde transport. Gene Ontology annotation, cellular component: ciliary basal body; intraciliary transport particle B; ciliary base. The transcript has a single exon. Bases 1 to 1536 code for a protein of 511 amino acids. Lineage: Eukaryota; Metazoa; Nematoda; Chromadorea; Rhabditida; Strongyloididae. The record is from RefSeq and is a predicted model, not a curated record. Gene Ontology annotation, molecular function: protein binding; intraciliary transport particle B binding.